ACCGUCCUCACUGUCUGUUUUCUAUCCGUACUUUGUACCAUCUUAUUGUGUUUCUUCGGUCAGCUCCAGGAAAAAGUGUUUAACUCUCUAUUUUUUUUGAUCCAACGUCACAACAAAGUUUUCUGAAGAUGGAAAAAGGAUACCAACCACAGGAUUCAGCUCCACCAUACCCUGGGCCACCUUUGAACUAUGGGGGUGCCAUGCCCCCUCAGCCUGGGAUGUACCCUCAGCCUGCUCAGCCUGCUGGAUACCAGACAGGUGCCCCUUUGGCUCCAGCCAUGGCUGUACCUUCCACAAUAGUGACUCCCGUGGUAGUAACACCUGCACUGUAUGGUGUCCCAGGACAAACUGCGUGUCCUCACUGCCAGCAGACAGUGAUCACCAAAACAGAACACACAACAGGCCUAUUGACCUGGGUCGCCUGUUUCGGAUUCUCCAUGUUUGGGUGUUGCUGCAUCCCGUUCUGCAUUGAUGCCUGUAAAGAUGUAGAGCAUCACUGUCCUUCCUGCCACAAUGUCAUCUACGUCUACAAGCGAAUAUGAAACUAUCCUGAAUGUGACUGGUGGCAAAUAACUCAUUGCUUAUCUGUAGCCUAGCCGAUUAAUAGCCUCACUUGCUUUACAACAAUACGAUGUUUUGAUACUAAUCAAAGUAACACUAAUUUUGCACUUAUUCCAAUGAGGCAUU
Molecule: messenger RNA, 687 nt
Organism: Chelmon rostratus (copperband butterflyfish)
Lineage: Eukaryota; Metazoa; Chordata; Actinopteri; Chaetodontiformes; Chaetodontidae
Product: cell death-inducing p53-target protein 1 homolog
Exons: 5
Coding region: 129-542 (137 amino acids)
Molecular function (GO): zinc ion binding
Source: RefSeq, a predicted model, not a curated record